UGUAGUAUUCGUUAAUUAAAGGGGUUUACUAUUCGAUUUGAGGAUUAGAAUCUGUUAGUAAAUUAUUAAAAUGAAUAAAAUUAAAAAGAAAAGGAAAAGAUCUACGUACUGCUGUGUACCUCAGUGUCGUAAUUCAAUGAAGGAUGGUUUAAGUUUUCACCUUUUCCCUACCAAUAGUAACCGUAAAAAACUUUGGGAAAAUGUUCUGAAAUUGGACCAACCUGCAUCAGUUUAUAUGCACGUUUGCUCAGCACAUUUUACCCAUAAGGACUAUUUUCCAGGUCCUUUGAAAGUUAGAAGACGAUUGAAAAAAACUGCAGUUCCAAGUAUUAAACUUCCUGAGAGAAAGAAUAAUAUAAAUAUACAUGUGCCUCUUGAACAAACAAUCACAGAUCGAUGCUCAGAACCAACACAGAGUAGCAAUAACUUUUCAAUUACAAAGAUAGGCAUGAAUAUUGAUGAAGUUAGUGAACCAAAUGUCGCCAUGAAAAUUGAGGAAAAUUCUGAGUGCCGCUGUUGUCUUCAAGUUUUUGGAGCUGGUGCAAUUAUUAUCAAUUUAUUCGACGCUUGGAAUCCAAAAUUAGAAACCAUGGAAGAGACGCCAGCGGAAGAUUUGGCUAAAAUAACGCACAUUCAGGUAUCAGAAUCAGACACACAUUCCACAGUGAUAUGUCAAACUUGUUACGAUAGACUCCGAGAGGCAUGUAUGUUCGCUGCAAUGGUACGCAACAGUGAUUGCAUACUUAGACAAAGACAUUUAUUAAAUAUGAAUGCAAAUCAAAUAUGGCCUAAACCUAUACAAUUAGACAAAAAUGUUAAUGAAAACAUCUAUGAAACAACACAUGUAGAAAUCAAACGGGAAGUACUGUCUGAAGAGGAACAUCCAGAUUCCAAUGGUUUUGGGGAAAGUUAUACUGAUUAUUUUAAUUUGGAUAUCAAGAUUGAGCCUGAAGAAAUAAUGGAGACAAAACCUUCAGAAAUUAUUGUCAAUGGAAUAAUCCCAACACAAAAUAAAGUAGUACAUUCAUCAAUACCAAAUGGAUUUCACGAUAAUGAAGAAUAUGGAACAUUGGAACCAAUAAAAGAAGAACCUGUGAGUGAUGAUGAAGAACUACGCCAGGAUUGUACUGAUCUACCAUUAGAAUGUAUGCUGUGCACAAAGUCUUUCCACAGUUUAUCUGGAUUGAAGGUGCAUGUAAUUACCCAACAUUCCUACAAGACUGUAAAAAGGAAGAAUAGCAUAACUUCAUCACCUAAAAAGAAGCACAAUAAUAGCCACCACUGCACAAUAUGUCAGAGAAAUUUCCAGACUUCAACCGAUCUCAUAGUGCAUGAAACAUGUCACAACAAACACGUGUGUUACGGCUGCAACUCCAAAUUCGAUAGUUUCAGUCUAUUAGCGAAACAUAGAAAGAAGUGUAAAUCUAUCACUACUGAAACCAAGAAACCUUUAAUGUUGAAGGAUGUUAUUAGGUCCAAACCUGAGAAUUCAGAAGAAAAUAAUGAAGAUAGCGCAGCAGAUUUGUUGAGGUGUAAAGUUUGCAAUGACACAUUUUCUGAUGUGUACUACCUGAACAUACACGAGGAAAUACACCAUACAACUACAAGCGAGUCCACCAGAUCAGAGGAUCCACCAGCACCUAUGGAGGAUGAACCCUUGGAAAGCAUAUUCACUGAUCAAUAACGGAUUAACGUUUGCCUAUACUACAUUACUGGACUGGGUUAUGUAAAUAAAUAGCUUCAAAUAUAAUAAUAAUAAUCUCAGAACAAUUCACACUGCGCCAUCUAGUCCCAAGUCAAACUACCUAAAACUAGUGUUAUGGGUACUAGAUAACUAAUAAAAUACAUGGAAAAAUAUUUUUUUUCGUAAAUACGUAUAUUAUACAUAGAAAACACCCAGGCCGAUACAAACAAUCUUACUCAUGAAUACAAAUGUUUGUGCUUUGCAAGGAGUCGAACCCGCGACCAUCGGAAGUAAGGCGAUGUGCUAAACCGCUAGACCACCGAGGCCGUCAAAUGCAUCCAAAUACGCUUAAGCGUCAAUGUAUGCAAUAAUAAUUAAAAAAAAACACGGUAUAUAUAUAUUUUGAAAGCAGAAAUUAACUAUUCAAUGAUAUUUGACACUAAGGUAAAAUAUCCGGUUAUUGUGACUUACCUGAAUCAUUUGUAAUGGAUGAUGGCUGUGGCAUCUUGGUUCAAGAUGUUUUGGUAACCGGUUUAAAGCUCAAGUGUCUUCUAUAGUCUUUUAACUGAAUUACGUAUAGCUUUAACUUAGAUAUUUUUUUACCGCAACCUUUAAAAUUUAUGAGAAUUAAAUAGCCAUUUUACGAGAAUCAUAUUAUGAUUAAUUUCAUGUACAGUUGAGAAUAGUUGACGCAAGAUGCGCCAGAGAUGACGUAAUGUUACUACAAAUACAAGUUCGUUCGUUUACCAAAGUAUAUGAAAUACAUCAUUACUAUGACGCAUGAAAUAUAAUCUUUCUAAACUCCGAGAAUUUACAUUUUUAUGAUUUCGGGCUAUUAAUGAUUUAAAUAAUAAUAUACUGAUUGGUGUUUUAGUAAGAAAACAACAUACAUGGACAUGUAAUAAUUUAUAACAACGAUUUUAAAAUACUUGUUAGUUUUAUAUUCUCCUCAAAUUAUUUAUGUUUGCAAUUCAUUUAAUUUAUUAUCAGUUUUCGAUCAAAAUUAAGGAAAAAUAAAUAUAAACUACUUGAUAUGAAUUUUAGCAAUUGAGUUAUUAGUUCAUAAAUUGCUCAAUACGUAGCACUGAAUAAAUACUUAUUAUUUAAAUUUAAUUUAAUUAUUCGUGUUAAAACCCUUCUAACUAUAUUAAUAAUUUACAGUGAACAAAUGUUAGUGUACAUUACACAACACAAUUCCAUUCAAAUUUAUAGUUUUAAUUCAAGUGUACAGUUU
Molecule: messenger RNA, 2918 nt
Organism: Achroia grisella
Lineage: Eukaryota; Metazoa; Arthropoda; Insecta; Lepidoptera; Pyralidae
Exons: 9
Coding region: 71-1684 (537 amino acids)
Cellular component (GO): nucleus
Molecular function (GO): zinc ion binding
Source: RefSeq, a predicted model, not a curated record